AUGGAAGCCCGGCUCGGCACGGGCGUGACGUGUCUCGGGCCGGCUGCGGCUGGGCCCGGGGACGAGGCCGAGUGCACGCUGUGCUUCGGAGCAGUAGCCAUCGGAGCAGAAGGCGAAGGCGUGGUGCUGUAUCCGUGCGGGCAUGUGCUGUGCGCAGGCUGCGUGAUGGACGCCAUGGUUCACUUUGUCAAUGCCUCGUCGCACCGGCAGAUCAAGUGCAUGGGCGCCGCCGGCGGAUGCACUGCCACGCUGGCAGCAGCGCAUAGCCAGAUCGAGGCACUUGCCGUCGCCCGCCCGGAUCUCGACGCGUGGUCUUUGCUGGCCAAGUACACUCGCGCUCUGGUCGUCCGCGAACUUGCCGCAAGUGCACGGUUCGUCUGGUGCGCCGGGCCAGGCUGCGGCAGUGGCGCGGUCAUCGAUGCCGGGCCCGAGUGCGAGAGCAGCGCGCCCUUCUUUAUGGAUUGCGCCGAGUGCGGGGCACAGACGUGCACAGGGUGUGAGCAGCACGCUGACAUGCAUCGCCAGCCACUGUGGCGGGUGGCGCUGCAGUGGAUUGGCCGCGGCGGUCCACGUGGCGCCUGCCCGAUGUCUGCGGCGUCGGACGUCGAGUCCGAGGCCUGGAUCCGGGCCAACGCCAUCGCGUGCCCCUCAUGCGGCGUAGCGCUGCGUCUGCCGCGCCGAGGCCUGCUUUGA
Messenger RNA from Thecamonas trahens ATCC 50062, 693 nucleotides. RefSeq lists its product as uncharacterized. Gene Ontology annotation, biological process: protein polyubiquitination; positive regulation of proteasomal ubiquitin-dependent protein catabolic process; ubiquitin-dependent protein catabolic process. Gene Ontology annotation, molecular function: zinc ion binding; ubiquitin protein ligase activity; ubiquitin conjugating enzyme binding. The record is from RefSeq and is a predicted model, not a curated record. Gene Ontology annotation, cellular component: cytoplasm; ubiquitin ligase complex. Bases 1 to 693 code for a protein of 230 amino acids. NCBI's taxonomy places the organism in Eukaryota, Apusomonadida, Apusomonadidae. The transcript is spliced from 2 exons.